AUGCUGGCGAGAAAAUUUGCUGAUGUUAUGCGAGGUUUUGUGGAAAUGUGUUAUGCGAGAGCUAUCUUCACCGAUGCAUACCUCUAUGUCACGAUCGCCACUGGGAGAAUCAUUGCACUUGAAAUAUUCCGUAUGACUCCUCGUUUUCAAUAUCAUAUUUUGAAACCCGAUGACAAUGAUACCCAUGAUAUAAAUGAAGUGUCAUGCAUUACCGUAUCAAAUCUUUGCAGUAUGUGA
Messenger RNA from Cercopithifilaria johnstoni, 237 nucleotides. The record is from the annotation of a GenBank genome assembly. Lineage: Eukaryota; Metazoa; Nematoda; Chromadorea; Rhabditida; Onchocercidae.